Cyprinus carpio (common carp) is the source of this 2148-nucleotide messenger RNA. RefSeq names its product serine/threonine-protein kinase 24-like. Gene Ontology annotation, molecular function: ATP binding; protein kinase activity. NCBI's taxonomy places the organism in Eukaryota, Metazoa, Chordata, Actinopteri, Cypriniformes, Cyprinidae. The record is from RefSeq and is a predicted model, not a curated record. Gene Ontology annotation, biological process: protein phosphorylation.
UCACCGCCCCGUUACACCCUCAUGAUAAAGAGUCCUGAUGGACUGACUUACACAUGAGUGUGAACAACAGAUUCAGGAAGCAGCAGCCACAGUCAUGGACACUAUAAGAACAAAGAGUUUAAAAGUUGACCCGGAGAAGCUGUUCACCAAGCUUGACAGGAUUGGGAAGGGAUCAUUUGGAGAGGUCUUUAAAGGCAUUGACAAUCGCACGCAACAGGUGGUUGCUAUAAAGAUCAUUGACCUGGAGGAAGCUGAAGAUGAGGUGGAAGACAUCCAACAGGAGAUUACAGUCCUCAGCCAGUGUGACAGCCCCUUCAUCACUAAAUACUAUGGUUCUUAUCUGAAGGACACAAAACUGUGGAUCAUCAUGGAAUAUUUAGGAGGGGGUUCUGCUCUGGAUUUGCUGGGACCUGGAGCUCUUGACGAGUCCCAUAUUGCCACCAUCCUCAGAGAGAUCCUGAAGGGUCUGGAUUACCUUCACUCCAAAAAGAAAAUUCACAGAGAUAUUAAAGCUGCUAACGUCCUGUUGUCAGAGAAGGGUCAAGUAAAACUAGCUGAUUUUGGUGUGGCCGGGCAGCUCACAGACACACAGAUGAAGAGGAACACGUUUGUGGGCACUCCAUUCUGGAUGGCACCAGAGGUCAUAAAACAGUCAGAGUAUGACUCAAAGGCAGAUAUCUGGUCACUGGGCAUAACUGCAAUUGAGCUAGCAAAAGGAGAGCCACCCCAUUCUGAACUUCACCCCAUGAAGGUGUUAUUUCUCAUCCCUAAGGAAAACUCACCCACACUAGAGGGAAGCAACAACAAAGUUCUCAAAGAGUUUGUGGAUGCCUGUCUCAAUAAAGACCCUGACUUUAGGCCAACAGCUAAAGAGCUUUUGAAACACAAAUUUAUCACUCGAUAUGCCAAGAAGACAUCAUUCCUGAUGGAUCUUAUCGACAAGUACAAGAAAUGGAAAGCAAAACAGGCCCGUGAUGAAUCCAGCUCUGAUUCAGAAUCAGAUGACGGUGAAGCAUCUGGAGAGUCUGUGGAUGAUGACUGGAUCUUCGGCACUGUCAUAGGAAAUAGGCCCACAGUGAAACACAAUGGAGUCAUAAAAAAUGAAGAACUACACAAAGAGGUUCCAGAACAAAAGAAGCCUCCGUCCAAGAGCAAAGAGUCCAAGUCCUCUAUUAUAUCACCACUGUUUGCAGAGCUGAAGCAGAAGCAAGGUGUUUAUAAGCCGGCGGUGUUAGAGGAGCUGAAGCAGGCCAUGCUCCUGGCUGAAGAGACAUGUCCCGGGAUCACCGACUCUAUGGUGACAGGAGUUGUUCAGAGGUUAAAGAGGUUUUCAUCUCAACACUGACUGAUUGAUGCACUGACUUUCUGCAUGAAGACUCUUUCUCUGUGUCUGUAUUAUGUAUUUUAUUUUGUUUUAUUAAGGUGGGAUUGUAAUUGUCAUUUACAAUCGCAUGUGCUUGCUGUCUGUACAUAAGUGUUGAAUGUGAACUGGAUUUAAGGACCCCAUAAAAUCUUUCAGUAAUUCCUGGAAGAAAUGUUUCUUUUAAUUUUAUAAUUUUUUUUUUUUUUAAUUUUUAUAAUGUUUUUCUACUCAGCCUAUAGAUGCCUUGAAGCCGUUUUUUUUAGGACCUGUACUAAGCUUAAUUCUGUGCUGUGGCUGGUCCUGGCUUUGUGUCUCUUUUCUUUUUUUAAAUCAAUGUUCUUGCUUAUUGUAUCGUUAUCUUAGCAAUGUGCUAACAUGCUCAUGUUUUUCUUUCAUUUUUUUUCUAUAGGAUAUAACUCGUUCAUAUUAAUUAUUGUACAACAAACAAAUGGAAUUUUAAAGCUGAAGUGUGUAAUUUUGCAAUCAGAAUUGCAAAUAUAUAUAUAUAUAUAUAUAUAUAUAUAUAUAUAUAUAUAUAUAUAUAUAUAUAUAUAUAUAUAUAUAGGUUGACAAAUCUGUUGACAAACAGAUAGUCCCAAACUGAUGCCAUUGGUUGAGACAAUGUUGCCGAUAGCCUACAAUUAACUCAGUUGAUUCUAUAUUAACCAGAACAGAAAGUGUUUCAACAUCAAAAUAUAACACACUUGAGCUUUAAAUGGUCCCUUAAUCCCAUUGUGUGUAAAAUCCAUUAUAUGCUUCAUUUAGCGGUAAACUAUUUUUGUUGA